GAGUAAUGGAAAGGACGUAAUAAAUUUACAAUAUUAAAUAUAUUUGGAAACCUAAACAUUUCUACUUGGAAAACGUAACUUUCUAGAGGAAACGUAAAUAGCAAUCGCGCUGCCUCUGUCUCUGGGUCUUUGUGUUAUAGUUACUUGGAAAGGUGACUUUGUUGCAGAUAGCAGCACCCGUACCAAGCAUCGCAAGUCAUCGAAGUUUAUCUGUGGCACAGAAUGUAAGGAAGCUCGCUCAAGCGAUCCCCAACAACCGGUUCAAGAUGUCAGGAAGAACAUGUUGAAAUCCAGGCCAUUUCGAAACACACUCGGAGUUGUGUUCUCAAGCAAAUGUUGGAAGAGCUACGUGUUAUGAAAAAAGAAAGCAUGGAUGCGAUUGAAGAAAUCGAGGCAUGGCCGGUGAAAAGAGAAGCAGAGGUUGAGGAAGAACUUCAGGGUGGAUUGGCAAGACAUGAUUUGGAGCGUGAAGAGAUUGCAGUAGGCUGUAAGAAAGGGAAAGGGAAACAACAGGCCCCAGUCAUUGCUGCCGGGCAUGGAAGAAAAACCUAUCAUGCAGCUAUUUACCGCGCGUCAUUUCAACCCUCUGCAACCCGAAGAACUAAAUCUUAUUCGGGGUAAGGCAAACAAAACGGAAAGGCAGCCGCCGUUGCAAUGAGCAAUGAUGGCAGAAGAAUGAUGCGUGAAGUUAAGGAGAAAGCCUCUAUAUCUGGAACUGCUGGUAAUGGUGAAAGGCGAACCCGGCAAAGAAAGGAUCAUGGAGCAACCAACACUUCAAGGAAUGGAGGAGCUGAAACAUAUUUGGAGAAGGUGAACGGGAAGGCAAAAGUUGUUGGAAACAGUGUGGAAAAGUCGGCCAUGAAGCAAAAAGACAAAGCCAAAGUCAAAGUUUCCUGCAAGGGUGUCAAUCGUUCUAAUUUUGUUAGGAAAUCCAUUGCAGAAAUAUUGGCUGUCAAAGAGCAAUGCUGGACCAGGGUCGUUGACAAUCCUCUUAAGCUGAGAAACAAUGUGCUGCAUAUUCCAAGAGAUGUGAUUCGUGCAUGUAUAUCUGGUAAGAUUCCAAGAAUUACCUUGAUUGAUCGCAACACUGAUGUUCCGUACUACUGCGAGAUGAUCAAGAGGGCAGACACUGUGGAUAGGUAUUUAUACGGUGGAUGGUCUGACUUUUGUAAAGACCGCAACCUACAGAAGGGAGACACAUUGCGGUUCUGCAUUAGAUAUCCUCCGGUGGAUUCGAUCUUGGUGACCUUAGAGCGUGGAAAAGCAGAGUGAAAGACCUGUUAAGUGAUAUGACGUGUGGUGUGUCAUAGCUAAAUUAUUAAUCUACAAUUAUGAAUGUGUUAUUUAUAAAUUUUCUGGACUGAUGUCGCAAUGUUUUGGUAGUUAGCUUUGUUGGGCAUCCCUUUCAGUUUGAAAUCCUGGUUAUUUUGUUGUAUUGACUUGCUUAAUCAAAUGGUUUGUAACAAAUUCUGUCAAUGGCAGAAUGAGUUAUUAUGUUUUUGGUUACAUGUUUGCAAUC
Vicia villosa (hairy vetch) is the source of this 1519-nucleotide messenger RNA. RefSeq lists its product as uncharacterized. NCBI's taxonomy places the organism in Eukaryota, Viridiplantae, Streptophyta, Magnoliopsida, Fabales, Fabaceae. The record is from RefSeq and is a predicted model, not a curated record. The coding region runs from base 655 to 1272 and encodes 205 amino acids. Gene Ontology annotation, molecular function: DNA binding. The transcript has 6 exons.